CACCCACUUUAAAAAGUUUAGUUGGGAAGAAAGCAUGUCUUCAAAUUAAUGUAAUCUGUGGUGUUGUGUGUCCCCAGGAAAGUCACUUCACCCUGUUUGCUUCAGUUUCCUCAUCUUUAAAAUGAACUGAAGAAAGAAAUGGCAAAUCACCCUAGUAUCUUUGCCAAGAAGACCUCAAAUGGGGUCAUGAAAAGUCAGAUCCAUCUGAAAAUGACUUAAGGACAAAGUAUAUUACCUAGAACAAAGCAGGUGGCCAAUAAAUGUGCUGCUUGUUAACAUUCUUUUGCAGCUUAACACUGUCCAUCUUUCACAACACCUUUCUGAGUAUAUUAUGUAAGAGUUACACAAGCCCUUUAAAUUUGCUAAACUUUAAAGAACAGAAAUAUCAUUUCCAACUGGGAGAAUCGGAGAAAGUUUCAGGAAGGAGUUCUGGCAUUUGAAGUGAGUCCUGAAAGAUAGAUGGUUCAUUAGAGACAUCCUGAAUACAGAAUCACCCAGGUGGACUGAUACCAUCUCUUACCGCCAUGAACAUUUUGCUUAGAACACAGUGUUUCCAACUCCUGAAGAUCUCUACGGUGUCCGUGAGGGCAUUCCACAAAGACUACAGAUUAUCAGCCGCUCAGAACUUCUCAAACUAUGAAUCCAUUAAACGGGAUUUCAAAUUAGAGGUGCCAGAGUAUUUCAACUUUGCUAAAGAUGUGUUGGAUCACUGGGCCAAGAUGGAAAAGGUUGGAAAGAGACCAUCAAAUCCAGCCUUCUGGUGGAUAAAUGAUCAUGGAGAGGAGGUUAAAUGGAACUUUCAGGAGCUGGGAUCUUUGUCUAAAAAAUUUGCCAAUGUCCUUGCUGAAUCCUGUGGACUGCAAAAGGGAGACAGAAUAAUUGUAGUUUUACCUGCAAUUCCAGAAUGGUGGCUAGCAAAUGUGGCAUGUCUACGGACAGGCACUGUCUUAAUCCCUGGAACUAUCCAGCUGACUGAAAAGGACAUAUUAUAUAGGCUUCAAGCUUCCAAGGCUAAGUGCAUUAUUACCAAUGAUACCUUGGCUUUGACAGUGGAUUCCAUUGCCCAUCAUUGUGAAACUCUGAAGUACAAGUUACUUGUUUCUGAGAAGCCUCGGGAGGGGUGGGGGAAUCUCAAAGAAAUGAUGAAACAUGCAAGUGAUGACCAUAGCUGUGUGAUGACCAGACACAAUGAAACAAUGACCAUCUACUUUACUAGUGGGACCACUGGAUCUCCUAAAAUGACCGAACAUACGCACAGCAGUUAUGGCAUGGGAUUAUCAGUGAAUGGAAGGUAUUGGCUGGAUUUGACCCCUUCCGAUAUCAUGUGGAAUACAUCAGACACAGGCUGGGCAAAAUCAGCUUGGAGUAGUGUUUUUGCUCCAUGGAGUCAAGGAGCUUGUGUGUUUGUGCACUAUAUGCCACGUUUUGAGCCAGUCGCUAUAUUAAAAACCCUAUCCCGAUUUCCCAUUACAACCUUCUGUUCAGCUCCAACUGUCUAUCGGAUGCUUGUGCUAAAAUGGGAGCCUAGUUAUAAGUUCAAGAGUCUAAAGCACUGUGUGAGUGCAGGAGAGCCAAUCAACCCUGAAGUGAUGGACCAGUGGAAAAACAAGACAGGGCUGAACAUCUAUGAGGGCUAUGGACAGACAGAAACGGUGCUGAUCUGUGGAACUUUCAAAGGAAUGAAAAUUAAAUAUGGUUCAAUGGGAAAGCCUUCUCCAGCUUUUGAUGUUAAGGUUAUAGAUGAAAAUGGCAACAUCCUGCCUUCUAAACAAGAAGGAGCUAUUGGUAUCCGAGUCCGACCUAACCGACCACUUGGCUUAUUUGCUGGUUAUGUAGAUGAACCUUCCAGAACAGCUUCAGCUUUCUGUGGUGAUUUUUAUAAGACUGGGGACAGAGGGUAUAUGGAUGAAGAUGGAUACUUCUGGUUUAUUGCAAGAUCAGAUGAUGUUAUCAUAUCCUCUGGAUACCGAAUUGGUCCUUUUGAAGUAGAAAGUGCUCUGGCUGAGCACCCAGCAGUCCUGGAGUCAGGAGUGGUCAGCAGUCCAGAUCCAAUCAGAGGAGAGGUAGUAAAGGCCUUUGUUAUUCUCAAACCUGACUAUAAGUCAUAUGACCCAGAAAAAAUGAAAAAUGAACUGCAGGAACAUGUCAAAAGAACUACAGCACCAUACAAAUAUCCUAGAAAGGUGGAAUUUGUUCUUGAGUUGCCAAAGACCGUCAGUGGGAAGAUAAAAAGAAAUGAGUUACGGAAGAAAGAAUGGGAAAAAGUCUAGUUUUAUUUGAUUACAAAACAGUAAAAUCCAGGUAUUUUCUGCAACAUAGCAAACCCUAACCAUGAAAUAAAAAAAAUAACAUGACGCUUACAAAUUCAUGAUUUUAUAAGCAUCUUAUGGUAGUACUGUUACAAAGUAGAAUUCUGAAGUAAAACAAAACAUUGUAAUUGUU
Molecule: messenger RNA, 2442 nt
Organism: Monodelphis domestica (gray short-tailed opossum)
Lineage: Eukaryota; Metazoa; Chordata; Mammalia; Didelphimorphia; Didelphidae
Gene: ACSM3
Product: acyl-CoA synthetase medium chain family member 3
Biological process (GO): fatty acid biosynthetic process; acyl-CoA metabolic process
Cellular component (GO): mitochondrial matrix
Molecular function (GO): fatty acid ligase activity; fatty-acyl-CoA synthase activity
Source: RefSeq, a predicted model, not a curated record